AUGGUGUGCCCAGUACAGGCUGGGCCCAGCCUUGCCAGCAUCAUGAAGAGCCCUUUUGAGGAUGCCACCACCCACAGAUGCAGCUCCAGAGAGCAGCAGGGACAUGGUGCAGCUGAGGUGCCACUGCUGCAGCAGCUCUACCACUGGGACUGCAGGCUGGCCUGCUCCAGGAUGGGGCUGCAGUACCUGAACCUGCUGAAUGAUGAUGACUUCCAGAAAGCCAUCCGGGACCUCCAGUUGACCAAAAAUAUGUGGACGAUUGACUUGGCGUACCUGAGGCAUCACUUUGGGGUGAAGCAUUGGUUCUGUACCCAAAUGCUGGGCAUGGACAAGGGCUACAAAAACCAAAAACACUUUGACACAGAGGAGAACCAAAUGUACCAGCUAUUUGCCCAAGCAAAAGCCUGCAAGGUGCUGGUGAAAAAAAAUGGUCAGAAGUGUUUCUGCAGGAGUCCUGACUACCAGGGCCAUUUCAUCAUCUUGCGUGGCUACAACAAAGCUUUGGAGUGUAUUUAUUACAACAAUCCUGUCUAUGCAGAUCAAACAUGUAGCACCAACAUCCAUAACUUUGAGGAAGCCAGGACAAAUUAUGGCAUAUCCUGUUUGUUACCAAAAUAG
Python bivittatus (Burmese python) is the source of this 618-nucleotide messenger RNA. The record is from RefSeq and is a predicted model, not a curated record. Lineage: Eukaryota; Metazoa; Chordata; Lepidosauria; Squamata; Pythonidae.